This is a messenger RNA of Loxodonta africana (African savanna elephant), 3264 nucleotides long. It is a transcript of the gene VAMP1, whose product is annotated as vesicle associated membrane protein 1. Bases 1499 to 1852 code for a protein of 117 amino acids. Lineage: Eukaryota; Metazoa; Chordata; Mammalia; Proboscidea; Elephantidae. The record is from RefSeq and is a predicted model, not a curated record. Gene Ontology annotation, biological process: vesicle fusion; SNARE complex assembly; vesicle-mediated transport. The transcript is spliced from 4 exons. Gene Ontology annotation, cellular component: SNARE complex; plasma membrane. Gene Ontology annotation, molecular function: syntaxin binding; SNAP receptor activity.
CUAAAUUGGAAUGUAUAGCUAUUAGUCAGAUAGUAGUCAUACUGUAUUUGCCAUUUCCUGCUCAUGAGCGUCAAAACUUGCAAAUUGGGUGUCCGACGCUUGGAAGAAAGUUCCAGAGAAAGAAGAGGAACGCUUUUUUGAGAAAUGCUACGUCAUCACCAAAGCCCUUGAUGGCACGCACAGAGAACUACAUUGUGCGGAAAAUCAUGGACAUCCAAGACUGAGUCAAAAAAAUGAAUAACAGCCUGUGAGUGUGAAAUCUUAGGAAUAUUGUUACCAUAUUAUUUCAUUUGUUUUCCUUUUCAUGUAUGUACGGCAGUGAUACAGUGUAAAAAUCUAUAUUAAAAAAACCUACACUUUGAACAAGUGUAAAAUAAAUUUCUAAGUGAUAAGAAAAGCAUUUUAUCACCGUUUAUUUGCAACCGCUUUUCUCAGUGGGAAAUAAGAUAAUGAUGUUUUACAACUGAUGACGUCCAGGCAAGAGAGAAAAGUUGAGCAGGACCGUGAGACGAGAGGAGGGAAUUCUUGAAAUACUAAGAAGACAAAAUUGACUCGAUUUAGUGAAUUAUUGGAGGGAGGGGUAAAGAUGAAAGGGAAGGAAAUCUAGGAUGUCGUCCAGGUUUCUGGUUUGGGCAACUGAGCCUACCUGAUAGGACAGGAGGGGUAGGUUUGGGGGCGGGCUAAUUUAGGAUAAUACACCAUGAGGUGCUUGGCUGUGUUGAAACCAAGGAUUGCUUUGGUAGGACCGAGCCCCACAGUACAUGGUAUUCGGAGCCGGCGGCUCUGCCCUGGGUUCCGCAUCCUCAGAGCAGCUAGCGGUUAAAAAAUAGCCAGGAGGAAAGGUGGAGCGGCGUCCAGGGCUGGGAGCCCAAUCUGUGCACAGGCUAUCGAACCACCGCCCCUUCCAGGACCCUCCCGCGGCCGUCGGCGGAAGCGUUAUGAUUGGCUGGAGCCACCGGUGCUGCCCGCGGACAGGCCCAGACGCCAGGAACUGCUCAGGAAUUGGUUGGCAGGUACCAAACAAUGCCUAACUCAAAAGGUGGAAGCCGCUUUUCCAGGGUGCUGGCCGGUAUUUCCACCCCGCCCUGUUGCCUAACAAGACAGGUAAGCAAACUCUACUUGUAUUGGUCAGUGAGUUUUCCUAACAGCAACCGCUCCUUUCUGGAGUCGGGGAUGAAAGGAGAGCUGUGAUUGGCAAACUUGCAGGGGCGGGGCAGGCUAGGCAUUAGCCGGGCUUCUCCUGGGGGACUUGGCGCCUGUCCUGGACGUUGAUUGGGCCGCGGGAUUGUUAACGCUACCAGGGAGGCGUGGCCAGCACUAAUAAAGACUGGGUCCAGCGCGGCAGCUGCAGUAAGUUCCACCGCAGCUAGAGUUUCGGGUGGUCAGCUAGGGGCGGAGCUCGGAAGUUCCGUCGACUCAGCAGCAGCGUCCCCUUUUCGUCGAGUGUCUCGCCGGAGCCUCGGGAGGAGACGGACCCCCCACUCCCUCUGUCAGAAAAAUGUCUGCUCCAGCUCAGCCACCUGCCCAGGGGGAAGAAGGGGCUGCCCCAGGUGGGGGUCCUCCCGGCCCUCCUCCUAACAUGAGCAGUAACAGACGACUACAGCAAACCCAGGCACAAGUGGAGGAGGUGGUGGACAUCAUACGUGUGAAUGUGGACAAGGUCCUGGAGAGGGACCAGAAGCUGUCAGAGCUGGAUGACCGAGCUGACGCCUUGCAGGCGGGAGCAUCACAAUUUGAGAGCAGUGCUGCCAAGCUAAAAAGAAAGUAUUGGUGGAAAAACUGCAAGAUGAUGAUCAUGCUGGGAGCCAUCUGUGCCAUCAUCGUGGUAGUUAUUGUAAGUAAGUAUCGCUGAGGUUGCUGGUGGGGUGACAAGGUGGGAAGGUCCCGGAGUCUUCUCCCAGCCCUGCCUGCCUGCCUGCCUGCCUGGGGAAUGGGGCUGCUCUAACUGAGGUAUGGAGACCGUUGCCGUGGGACCAUCACUCGGUUUGGGAGGGAGCAAGGGUGGGUAUGCUGGCAAAGUCAAUGGACUUCCUUGAUGGACAAGCCCCCCUUCUGCAAGAUAAUGCAGAGAGAUGGCCCCUCCUGUUCUGAGGAAGUGGGGCUAUGCCGUUUAUCACUGGCUUGGAUCAGAGGGAGACCAUGGGAAUGGGACACCUACAACUGAAAGACCUCAUUAUGUCUGUAACUUGAUGUAAUUUGCCCUCUUGUUUUUCCUGUCUCUUUCUUUUUUCUGUGUGGGACUUCCUGAUUCCUGUGUCCAGUCUACUUUUUUACUUGAGAAUGUGCCACUCCUCCCCUAUUCUCCAUUGCCAUCCAAACUCAUGCCUCUCGCCCUCUGCUCUCUCAACGAACUUCCCUAUCUGCCUUCUUACAUCCCAACCCAGGCUUCUCUGCCACCCAUCCCUCCUUUUUUUUGUUGCUUUCAUUUGCACUAUGUCCCUCAACACUAGAAAUGCUGCUCGUGGCACAGUCUUGAAGUAACUACCUGAAGAGCAACAGCAGGUGCCUCCUCCCUACUCCGUCUUGUUAUGUACUCUCAAAUUCUCCCAAAGCUAAAAAGAGCUGGAGGCCACGGGAAGGGGGAGGGAAAGGGGAAUAGCUGAGGUGCCAUGCUGAAGAAGCUGCCAAGAUUGGGAGAGGAAAAAGGUAUCAAUGCUCAGUGUCUUCAGGAAAGGCCAGGCAGCUGGCAGGAGGAGGAGGAGGCUGGGCACAGUUAGGAAAAUGGCAGCUCACACAGUGCUGCCUUGGCUACUUCACCUGGAACUUUCUUCCUCUGCCAGCCCUGAAAGAGGAUCCUGUGGGUGGGCCCAUCGUCCAAUUCUGUCCUAGUGAAAUACUCUUUUAGAAAGUAAAACCUGUUUUGUUUUUUUUUUUCCUGCCGUUGUUUCUAAUCUGUUAGUUCAAGAUUUUCUAUAUCUUCAGGGAUUUUACAACCAUUCACUUUGUUCUCUCUAGGCCUUGAGAACAAAUACUUAUUGAGAAAACACUGGGACUCUCAUUUCCAUUCUAGAAGCAGUCCCAUAAGCUCCUAACUGGAAUGGACCAUCUCUUCUUCAGAUUCUUUGCAGCACUCUGUAUUGUUCAUGAAGGGCACCAAGUAAUUUCAUAUAGCCAAAGUUUUGGACUCAGUUCAUUUUAAUUGUUGACAUAGAGAGAGUGCCUGUUAGUUACAGAGAAACUGAGGUAAGGGCCUGAUUUAAAAAUAAGCUUGAAGGGGGGGAAAAAAAAAACCUUAGAGGAAGCUAUUUCUUGCCCUCUCACUGA